GUGUCUGGGCUGGAGUCGCUCGGCAGCAGCGGUGGCAGGGUUGCGAUUUAACGAUUUUUUCCUGGUUUGAAAAAUGGACACGUUAAAUAAGCUGAAGCAGUUUGACGCGUACCCGAAGACGCUCGAGGAUUUCCGGGUGAAAACGUGGGGCGGAGCGACGGUGACCAUCAUCAGCGGUCUCAUCAUGUUGAUCCUGUUCUUCUCCGAGCUGCAGUACUAUCUCACUAAAGAGGUUCACCCGGAGCUGUACGUCGACACGUCACGAGGAGACAAGCUCAAGAUCAACAUCGACAUCACCUUCCCUCACAUGCCCUGCGUCUAUCUCAGUAUAGAUGCCAUGGACGUGGCAGGGGAGCAGCAGCUCGACGUCGAACAUAACCUGUUCAAACAGCGGCUGGACAAAGACCUCAAACCUGUCACCUCCGAGGCCGAGAAACACGAGCUCGGUAAAGACGAAGAAGGCGAAACGUUUGACCCCAGUAAGCUGGACCCGGAAAGAUGUGAGAGCUGCUACGGAGCUGAGACUGACGACCUCAGGUGCUGUAACAGCUGUGAUGACGUGCGGGAGGCGUACCGGCGGCGAGGCUGGGCCUUCAAGAACGCCGACACCAUCGAGCAGUGUAAGAGAGAGGGCUUCACGCAGAAGAUGCAGGAGCAGAAGAACGAGGGCUGCCAGGUGUACGGCUUCCUGGAAGUCAACAAGGUGGCAGGAAAUUUCCACUUUGCUCCGGGGAAAAGUUUCCAGCAGUCUCACGUUCACGUGCACGCUGUGGAAAUCCACGACCUGCAGAGUUUUGGCCUCGAUAACAUCAACAUGACCCAUCUAAUAAAGCACCUGUCCUUUGGGAAAGACUACCCGGGCAUCGUAAACCCUCUGGACGGGACAGAUGUCACAGCGCCACAAGCGUCCAUGAUGUACCAGUAUUUUGUAAAAAUAGUGCCAACCAUCUACAUGAAAGCAGACGGAGAGGUGGUGAAGACGAACCAGUUCUCGGUGACGAGGCACGAGAAAGUGGCCAACGGGCUGAUCGGAGACCAGGGGCUGCCGGGCGUCUUCGUCCUGUACGAGCUCUCCCCCAUGAUGGUCAAGUUCACAGAGAAACACAGGUCGUUCACACACUUCCUGACAGGAGUGUGUGCCAUCAUCGGAGGAGUGUUUACAGUGGCCGGCCUGAUCGACUCGCUCAUCUACCACUCAGCCAGAGCCAUCCAGAAGAAGAUAGAGCUGGGAAAAACCUCCUAACACACACAGACACAAACAGGCAGACAGACAGACAGACAGCGCCCCCUGCUGGCCGGCACCGUGCAACACAGAAAGAGAGAGAGAGAGAGAGAAAGAGAGACAGAGAGAGAGAGAGAGAUGGAAGGAGAGGCAGAAGAUGUUUUGGAGAAGUUAGAAGAGUCGGGACCGUCUCUGCUUCCUCUCUCUCUCUUUUCCGUCGGACUGAAGGAGAGAAAAACAGCAAGACAGACAGAUGAACAGAGACACACAGACUGUCUCCCUCUCUCUCUCUCUCUCUCUCUCCUCUCUCUCUUUCCUCCAGCUUUAAAAGCACUGAAGAGGAACGUCGGCACCUUGAAUUUCCUCUCCACUGUUUUUGAUUUCCGCUGGAGGACAGACGGGAUGGAUUUUAGACACGCCUGAACGUGAGAGGACAGACAGACAGACAGACAGGUCCGGUCCGGUCCGGUCCGGUCCGGUCCGGUCCGUCAGAGCCAGUCUCCAGAAGCAGAGGGUGAACCUUUCCUCUCUCCACUUCCUGUUUGCUUCCUGUUUACUCCAGCGCAGGUCGGCGCCACACGCGGUACGCCGCCUGUUCACGGCUUCUGUCUGGAGGAGUGGAGCGGCGAGCCCGGAGAGUCUGUAACAUCUUUAAACUCUCGCUUUACUUCCUGGGGAACAGUGGAUCUUUAGAGGCGGCGUCAAGCUGCACCAGUUGGUAGAGGUAACAGUUUCAGCCAAUAAAAGUUUAACUAAUUUUUAAACUUGGAACAGCCCCGCCCCUCAAAUCAAAAUCCUCCCUUUCUUGAUAUUUAAUGACCCCUCCCUGCAUUACCCGUCGGAUCAGCGGUGCGUUCAGGUAAUCCCCAUCAACGACUUUUCUGAGGAUCACCUGAACGCAGCAUACAGCAUGAUCCCUUCUCAUGAGAUUGCUGCAGAUUAUUUAUUAUGUUUUUUUUUUUUUUUUUUUUUUUUUUUUACAAUCUACUGGUCAGAAACUUUGGACUCACUACAAUUUCCCAAGUUCACCGAUUCAGACGGUUUAAUUUUUUAAAAUCUUUUCUCAUAGAGCGCAUCGUGCCAAAGCAAGCGAUUCGUAUCUGAACCCUCAAACCCCAAUUCCCCGGCGUUGCCAUGACAACAGGUGCCGCUUAAUCUGUUGCGGUGUAGUCAGCUCAGGCGGCGGCGGCGGCGUUAAGGACGACAUGACGACGCCUCAGUUCACUCAAAACUUCAGUUCUCGUAACAAAUAAUGUUGAAAUGAUAAAACUGGACGCCUUUUGUCAGUCUGCUGAUCGAUGACGGCGGCUCGCUUGGAGGGGAGGAACUUCCAAAAAUUAGAAGAUAAAAAUAUAAUUGUCAUAUGGUGGAAAAGAUAAAAGUGUAAUUAAAUUGAUGAAUUCAUUGUUAAAUUAUAACUAGAGACAGGAGUGACUUGAUCAAAUCAGCUUCAUCAGUUCAGUUACACUUUUUUCAACAUUUAGCAGCCACACUCAGUGUCACUUUAUCAGCUCCACCUGUUCAGGUCAGCAGCUCUGACAUCAAUUCUACCUUUGAAGAAAGUUUAUAAUGUUCAGUUUGUGUUGACAUUGUGGAGAAU
This is a messenger RNA of Myripristis murdjan (pinecone soldierfish), 2822 nucleotides long. RefSeq names its product ERGIC and golgi 3 (gene ergic3). The coding region runs from base 74 to 1243 and encodes 389 amino acids. Gene Ontology annotation, cellular component: Golgi membrane; endoplasmic reticulum membrane; endoplasmic reticulum. The transcript has 14 exons. Gene Ontology annotation, biological process: endoplasmic reticulum to Golgi vesicle-mediated transport; retrograde vesicle-mediated transport, Golgi to endoplasmic reticulum. The record is from RefSeq and is a predicted model, not a curated record. NCBI's taxonomy places the organism in Eukaryota, Metazoa, Chordata, Actinopteri, Holocentriformes, Holocentridae.